This is a messenger RNA of Lotus japonicus, 2793 nucleotides long. RefSeq lists its product as uncharacterized. Bases 766 to 2793 code for a protein of 675 amino acids. NCBI's taxonomy places the organism in Eukaryota, Viridiplantae, Streptophyta, Magnoliopsida, Fabales, Fabaceae. The transcript is spliced from 4 exons. Gene Ontology annotation, biological process: regulation of DNA-templated transcription. The record is from RefSeq and is a predicted model, not a curated record.
UUUUUUUUAUUCCAAAACUACCCAUCGGUAAAUGAUUUGCCGAUGUCAAAAUAACAAUCGGUAAAUGAUUUACCGUUAUUGUUCCUCAGUAUGAACACCUUUAUCCCAUUACCCAGAACACGAAGAACAAUAUCGGUUAAUCAUUAACCGAUUCUUAUAUUGAUAUCGGUAUAUCAUUUACCGAUUGGUAAUCUGGCAGUUUGAUCACCUUUUCACCAUUACUCCUCCCUCCACCAACCCCUCCACCAUUACUCCUCCCUCCAACAACCCCCCACCAGCCCCCCAUAACUCGCCCAAACUACCUUAUUCUACCAUUACUCCACUCCUCCCUCACAUUUCACCUUCCCACCACCACCACCAUCUCCACAUUUCCACCACCACCACCACCAACACCACCACCACCAAGGGAAAGCUUUUAACUUCUGGUAAGUGGUGUUAGCUUUGGUACUUUAUUUAUAGUUAGUUUAAGUAGUUAGUUGUUAGUUUAAGUAGUUAGUUUAGUUAGUUAAGUUGGUAAUUUAGGCUGCUGAAUCGUGAAUCGAAUCGGUAAAUGAAUUGCCGUUAAUGUAUCGGAUUAUGAUUUACCGUUAUUAUACCGGAAUUUGAUUUACCGUUAUAGGGUCGGUUAUUGAUUUACCGUUUUUGUUCCAGGGAUGACAGAGUCCUUUUUCUUUGGUGAAUCACAAUUGAUACAUGCUGCUGGAUUGGAAAAUGAUAAUCCAGAGGAGCAACCAUCACUAGCUGAACCUCCGAUUAUAUCUAUAGAUGUCUCUCAUUUGUAUCAUACUGAUCAUGUACUCAUUGCACAAAUUUUUGCAUGCUUUGUUUGCUUUGUUUAUGCCUUGUUUUAUGCCUUAUGCCUUGUUUAUCCUGAAACAGCGUUUCCCUUUGAAAGAUGAUCUUAUGAAAUGGGUUCGCGACAUUUCUAUGGCAAAUAAUUUUGUUUUGGUGACAACAAAGUCUGAUAGUGGUGCGAAGGGAAGAAAAGAAUAUGUCAUUCUGGGGUGUGAGAAGCAUGGUGCGUAUAUUCCCUACAGAGAACCGGAUCUUGUUGAAGGAACGUCAACACAAAAGACAGGUUGUCCUUUUAGGCUAAAAGGACGACGUACGAAAGAUGAUAAAGGUUGGUGGUUGAAGGUGAUGGACGGUAGACACAUCCAUCUCGCAGCUGAGUCACUAGUUGGCCACAAUUACGCUGGUAGACUGAAUAGUGAGGCGAAGGAGGACGUGAUAAAUCAGGCUAAGACUUGGGUUCCACCUAGAAAGAUGUUGGCGUCCUUGAAGGAAAAAGAUCCUUCAAACUUGACUACCAUCCAACAAAUUUAUGGUGUUUGCAAGCGGUUCAGACAAUCCGUUCGUGGGUCACUGACAGAGAUACAAUACUUGCUGAAGAAGUUGGACGGUGAGAAGUAUGUUCACUUCGAACGAAAUGAACCCGGAUCGGAAGUUAUUAGAGAUAUAUUUUGGGCUCAUCCGAAUGCCGUCAAACUUUUCAACACAUUCCCAUAUGUAGUGAUCAUGGAUUGCACAUACAAGACCAGCAAAUACAAACUACCCUUGCUCGAGAUUGUUGGCCUGACCUCCACGGAUAAAACAUACUCAAUAGCAUUCUAUUACAUUGGCAGUGAGACCACAGAGGACUACAUUUGGGCAUUGGAGUGUAUGAAGUCUCUGAUUUCCGACCAAUCCAGGUUGCCUAGAGUGAUUGUGACGGACAGAGAUCUUGCUUUAUUGAGUGCUGCUUCACAAAGCCUUCCCACCACCACCCAUUUACUAUGCUUGUGGCACAUCAACAAGUGUGUUUUGGCAAAGUGCAAAGAGUAUGUUGGCACGGAUGAUUUUGCUCAAGAGGUUAUGGACAAGUGGGCCGAAUUGGUAGAUGCUCCAACAGUUCCAGAAUUUGAAGCUCAUUGGAUUGAAUUGUUUAACAUGUGCAAGCAUAAACACAAGUUGAAAUUUGCCACUUAUUGUUCUACUACAUGGUUGGUCCACAAGCAGAAAUUUGCCAAGGCAUGGACAAAUCAUGUGAUGCAUUUUGGAACAACAACAAGUAACAGGGCUGAAGGUGCACAUGCCAGCUUGAAGUUGAUGUUGCGGAACAGUAAGGGUGACCCGGCCACAUCAUGGGAUGCGUCGCAUAGUUUGACCACCAAUCGCCACACUGAGAUAGUAGCAUCGUUUGAGCGCAGUAUGAAUAAAAUUGAUCACCUUUUCAAGACCCCUUUCUACACAAAUAUUAGGGGAUUUGUGUCAAUCAAAUGCCUGAAACUCAUUGAUGCUGAACUGACAAGAAUGCGAGCCUGCGGCGGCAGAUGCGAUUGCUUAUUGAGAGAGACUCAUGGACUACCUUGCGGUUGUCAACUUGCAGAUUAUGAGAGGAUUCCGUACGAGGCCAUUCAUCCAUUCUGGAAGAGCCUAAGUUGGGAGCAUGUACCUGUUGCAGAUACUGGCAGCUCAGAUAUUUGCGGACUAAACCAUGGAGAGAUGCACCCAGAAGUUGAGGCACUGACACGUUAUUUCCAUUCUUUGGAUACUGGAGGGCAGAGUAUGGUAAGGAGGAAGCUUCAAGCGAUAUAUUGUCCUGAAAGGAGUACACUAUGUACUCCUGAGCUUCGGAUAAAGUCCAACCGCACUCCUAAGUUGAAAGAGAGCAAACAACCCAAGGGUCGAGCAAUAGGAUCCUUGACUCGUGAUCCUUCAGCGUUUGAACUUACAGACAAGAAGAUUAAAAAGGAAAAGAAAUCCAUUGCUGCAUUAAUGGGGCAUUCCGCCGGUCAGGACGGUUGGCCUUAG